UGCAUUGCCUUGUGCUUUCUUAAACACCAAAAUAAUAAUAUUUUACAGACGAGGUGGUGGGAUCUUUCCAGGUGUUUGGCUAACACGACGCGCUAACUUUACUGGUUCAAUCCCAAUUGGCUCACUCUUCGAGUCUAGUGCACUACAUAGGGUGCAGACGCUACUUAUUUAUAUUGAGUAUAGUGUGCUUAUAUAGGUAAUAUAGGGGCGUUUGGGACACGGCCGGGGAGGGAUUUGUUGUGCUUUGUGUUGUAAGGUUAACGUCAAUGUUGUGUCCUGGAGCUCUAAACUGUAAACGAUUACAGCGUUGAAAGACGCAUUUCACCGUGUACACUUGUUUGCUCAACCCUUGAAGAGGUCAGAGGUCAUGGAAGAGCAGAGUGCUUCACCUGGGGCGAACACUGAUAACGGCAGCCAAAGGAAUGGAGAGGAGAAGCCACGCAGGACCAGCUGGACUAAAGGGAGGAAGAGGAAGAAACCAAUGAAGGAUAGUAACGCGCCCAAAGCCCCGUUAACAGGAUACGUGCGGUUUAUGAACGAUCGGCGGGAGCAGCUGAGGGCCGAGAGACCGGACGUACCCUUCCCAGAGAUCACCAGGAUGCUCGGCAACGAGUGGAGCAAGCUGCCUCCUGAGGAGAAACAGCGCUAUUUGGAUGAGGCAGAGAAAGAUAAGGAGCGUUACAUGAGGGAACUGGAGAAAUAUCAGCAGACAGAAGCCUAUAAGCAUUUCAAAAGGAAGGUGCAGGAGAAGCAGAAGGGGAAGCGACUGCGAGGAGAUGUGGGCCGGCAGGCUGCCAGGGAAGCUCUUCAUGAGAAUGACGGCGGUCUGAAGGAUCGCUCGGUGUUUGAUAUUCCCAUCUUCACUGAGGAGUUUCUCAACCACAGUAAAGCACGGGAGGCAGAGCUGCGUCAGUUACGUAAGACCAACAUGGAGUAUGAGGAGCGCAACGCAGCACUGCAGAAACAUGUGGAGAGUAUGCGUAGCGCUGUGGAGCGCCUGGAGGGAGAUGUGCUGCAGGAGCGCACACGCAAUGGCCUGCUGCAACAGCACCUCGACCAACUGCGAUCGGCGCUCACACACAGCUUCUCCAGUGUGCCACUGCCUGGCAGUGGAGAGACCGCCAGUCUGGACUCCAUCGACUCCUACAUGAAGAAGCUCCACAGUAUUGUGAUGUCCAACCCUCAGGAGCACGAGCAGCUCAUUAGCUUGGUGCGGGAUGUGGUUACCUGCCUCGAUAGGUAAUUGAGGAGUCCUGAUAGCUGUGCUGCCAAAUCCCUGAACUCCAUUCUGUUCACGACACCCAUCCCAAUCCAUUUUAUAAGACUUCCUUCACUACACACAAUUAUUCAAACGAUGAUGAUUAUUUAUUUUAUAGUGCCACUUUUAUCAGUUGUUUUUUUUACUUAAUAUGGUCAGCAAUUGGUAUUUAUUAACACCAGCUCUUUUUUUAUUGGGAAGAAAGUAUGUGGAAAAACAUGUGCUUCGAUGAUCUAUAACCCAUGUCACCAUGUUUUUGUUUGUUUGUUUUUGUUUUUUUUAUUUGAAAGAAAUGUUUUGACUUUAGAUCUUAUUUCUUUGCAUUAAAAAAAAAAAAUUAAUGACAUUUUGUAUUUCAUUUAAUCUGGUUUAACUGUAGUUAGUAUAUUUGUGGUUUGCCUCUCGUCUCUGUGCCAGCAUUACGUAAGUGUAUAAAAGCUUAAAUGCUCCAUUGACCAAUAAAUUGCAUUUGCAAUAAGAAUAUGUCUGUUAUGUAUCUGAGACUUUCAUAAAGAUGGGCGCCCGUGGACGCUGUGACCUUAUGCUCCGCCUCCUCCUCCUCUGCGGCGCUCUGCUUUUGUAUUUUGUGUUUGAUAUGCAGCACACACUGCAUGGAGCCUGGAAACGUCUCUCGGCUCUCUGACCCAGGCUUCUCGAACAGUUGAUUUGCAGAUUUUGCUGUAUUUCAAAUGUUACGUUUUAGCUGAGUUGAAAAUCUGCUUUGACGGUUUCACCCUUUUCACAUAUUUUCAAAAGAAAUGAAAUAGUGCCGAGUUGGACAGAGGGGUGUAUCAGGUGUAUGGGAUCCUACAAGACCCAUUGUAUGAUGCACUUACCAUGAUCGUUCAUUCAUCUCCAGUAACUGCUUUAUCAUUGUCUCUGUGCUUUAAAAUACAUAUAUGGUUA
Messenger RNA from Ictalurus furcatus (blue catfish), 2164 nucleotides. It is a transcript of the gene hmg20a, whose product is annotated as high mobility group 20A. The transcript has 9 exons. Gene Ontology annotation, biological process: regulation of gene expression. Lineage: Eukaryota; Metazoa; Chordata; Actinopteri; Siluriformes; Ictaluridae. Bases 368 to 1243 code for a protein of 291 amino acids. Gene Ontology annotation, cellular component: nucleus. The record is from RefSeq and is a predicted model, not a curated record.